AUGUCUGAUUCAGCCAGCACCGCAGCCACUGCUGCCCAACAAGGUAAGAGCGUAGCUAGUAGGUCCCCCAAGGCGAAGAGUGAUACUCCCCUUCAACUAAAGUCCGUUGCUCUUGGCCUCUAUUCUGAGAACGGCGAUACGAAACAAGGCACUACUAAGAAUAACAAAGAGCCGUCUUCUGAAAGGCUUCAUCCCUUAACCAACAAAACUCCUCCCAAAGAUAUAAGCCAUUCUGUAUCCGCAAAAACGGUCGUCAAUGUCGGUCACAGCUGUGGGACGUGUAAGUCAGUGGAUAAUAGCCGAAUGGUACAGUGCAACGAUUGUGAUGAGUGGAACCAUUUUAGUUGCGUGGGUGUGAAACGAAGUGUUGAGAGUAAGAAGUGGAACUGUGCAAAGUGCAGAGUGAAUAAGAAGAAGGCGGGUGCUACAAGGGUUGCCAGGAACACUGCUACAGCGAAGGAGGCCGUAAAUUCAAAGCCGGAGAAAACCAGCGGCGUGAAGAAGACCAAAACUUCAUCUGCAACGAAGGAGAUGGAGAAUUGGAAAUCGAGGAAACCCGUGGGAACAACGAAACCAUCGAAAGCUGCUUCGGUGAAGUCUGUGGGAUCAAGAAAAUCAGCGAAAGAGCAUCUAGAGUUGCAGCUACGUAAGAUCGAUGCGGAACAGACGUUGCUCGAGGAAAAGAAGAAGUUGAUGGAGAAACACUUCAGCAUUCUCGAAGAGCUAGUCGAUCUCGAAGAUGAAGAAGCAGUCGAAGAAGAGGUGGACGCUGAUACCAAGGUGCAGAGCUGGUUGGGCGCCGCUGGUGGCGAGCGCAACGAAGAAGAACCAUAUUCUACGAGUGAAGAAGAAGAUUGCGAGAACGAUGAAGAAGGUGAAGGCUUCGAAGAAACGGAUUCCAGCGAUGAUUCUGAUGAAAAGGAUCAGGAAGAUAGCAGCGAUGAUUCCACGGAGGACGAGUUAGACGGGAACAAUGAUUACACGUUCAAUCUCAAGGGUCGUUCUACGCCAGCGAAGAAAGGCGAAAGCAAACUGAAAAAGACCACCAGCAACCGGUCGAACCAUAGCCUGACGCGUAAUCAACUCGCUGCCCGCCACGUAGUUGCAAAGGACCUGCCCAUCUUCUCAGGGAAUCCCGAAGAAUAG
Uranotaenia lowii is the source of this 1146-nucleotide messenger RNA. RefSeq lists its product as uncharacterized. The transcript has a single exon. The record is from RefSeq and is a predicted model, not a curated record. Bases 1 to 1146 code for a protein of 381 amino acids. NCBI's taxonomy places the organism in Eukaryota, Metazoa, Arthropoda, Insecta, Diptera, Culicidae.